This is a messenger RNA of Racocetra fulgida, 342 nucleotides long. Lineage: Eukaryota; Fungi; Glomeromycota; Glomeromycetes; Diversisporales; Gigasporaceae. The record is from the annotation of a GenBank genome assembly.
AUUACGUUUAUCCAUUCCCGAAUUCUGAACCAAUAUUAAAUAUGACGACUACUCCACAAACCCCUAUUGCUGGAAAGAAUAUUACGUUUUACUUUACUAGUGUAUUAAGGGACGACCUUACUACAGAAUACAAAUUUGAUAUUGUAUUCUGGUGUGCACCUGCUUCAUAUAAAUAUUCUCAGAAACUUUGUAUUGGAAAUAACACUUUUUGUCCAAUUCCAGCUGGAAAAAACUAUGAAAUAAUAGUGGAAAUUACAAUGCCUGAAGAUAUUGACAUUCCAACACUUGUUGUUUUUCCUUCUAUUUUCUAUAAGAUAGAUGAUCAUAGUUAUAAAGCUCUUG